GGAUUGACCCCAGCAUCCCUGGUUCUACCCACAGUGACCGCAGCUCCCCAGGAGCCCCCUGCCCGGCCUCCCCAGGCGGGCAGCGGAAUUGGACGGGCCCCUGGGCGCGCCAUGCGCAGCACCACGCUUCUGGCACUGCUGGCGCUGGUCCUGCUCUACCUGGUGUCCGGUGCCCUGGUGUUCCAGGCCCUGGAGCAGCCCCACGAGCAGCAGGCCCAGAGGGAGCUGGGGGAGGUCCGAGAGAAGUUCCUGAGGGCCCAUCCGUGUGUGAGCGACCAGGACCUGGGGAUCUUCAUCAAGGAUGUGGCUGAUGCCCUGGGAGGGGGUGCGGACCCUGACAUCAACUCCUCCAGUAACAGCAACCACUCAGCCUGGGACCUGGGCAGCGCCUUCUUUUUCUCGGGCACCAUCAUCACCACCAUCGGUUACGGCAACGCGGCCUUGCGCACGGAUGCGGGACGCCUCUUCUGCAUCUUUUAUGCGCUGGUGGGGAUCCCACUAUUCGGGAUCCUGCUGGCAGGGGUCGGGGACCGGCUGGGCUCCUCUCUGCGCCGUGGCAUCGGUCACAUCGAAGCCAUCUUCCUGAAGUGGCACGUGCCACCGGGGUUGGUGCGAAUCCUAUCGGCGGUGCUCUUCCUGCUGAUCGGCUGCCUGCUCUUUGUCCUCACGCCCACGUUCGUGUUCUGCUACGUGGAGGGCUGGAGCAAGCUGGAGGCCAUCUACUUCGUCGUGGUGACGCUCACCACGGUGGGCUUCGGGGACUAUGUGGCCGGCGCCAGCCCCAACCAGAGCAAUGCAGCCUACCAGCCGCUGGUGUGGUUCUGGAUCCUGCUCGGCCUGGCCUACUUCGCCUCGGUACUCACCACCAUCGGGAACUGGCUGCGAGUAGUGUCCCGACGUACUCGGGCAGAGAUGGGCGGCCUCACGGCGCAGGCCGCCAGCUGGACCGGCACGGUGACGGCGCGGGUGACCCAGCGAGUCGGGCCCACGGCACCACCGCCGCUGGAAAAGGAGCGGCCCUUCCUGCCUCCGCCGCCGUGUCCGGCGCAGCCCGCCGGCAGGCCCCCGUCCCCGCUCCCGGUGAAGGCCGAGCCGCCCUCCCCGUCCUCCCCGUCCACCCCGCCCACGGCCUCCGCGCUGGAUUACCCCAGCGAGAACCUGGCCUUCAUCGACGAGUCCUCCGACACCCAGAGCGAGCGCGGCUGCGCGCUGCCCCGCGCGCCACGGGGUCGCCGCCGCCCCCCUAACCCUCCCCGGAAGCCCGCGCGGCCGCGGGGCCCAGGGCGCCCGCGGGAAAGAGGCGUGCCCGCGUAG
Molecule: messenger RNA, 1314 nt
Organism: Enhydra lutris kenyoni (northern sea otter)
Lineage: Eukaryota; Metazoa; Chordata; Mammalia; Carnivora; Mustelidae
Product: potassium two pore domain channel subfamily K member 4
Exons: 6
Coding region: 112-1314 (400 amino acids)
Biological process (GO): stabilization of membrane potential; potassium ion transmembrane transport
Cellular component (GO): membrane
Molecular function (GO): potassium ion leak channel activity
Source: RefSeq, a predicted model, not a curated record